CCCACACCAGAUCGAUCGAUAGAUCGAAAGAUCACUACCAUCACCAGCAGCGAUCCCUCCGCUUCAGGAGGGUCACAAGCGAAUGAAUUUGUCACACCGAAUUCGGUAGCAGCAACCCCCAAUUGCAGUGACGGCGAUGCCCGCCAGUGGUCUCGUGGAACCGGCAUCUGGGGCAGCAGCCGGGUCCAAUUCCCUCCUCCACUGGGAUCAUCUGCAUGAGCGACGACGACGACGUCCCACGGGGAGACGUGAUCCGAUCGAGGUUGCCGCGUCCAGAUUCUUCAAUGCGCCGCAGCAUCUUUUUUCUUUCCGGCAUCUUGUCUGAAGAAGAAGAGGAAGAGGAGAGACUUAGGAGACGAAGGGAGUGGGGCGAAUUGGGUCUCUCCAGUCGGAGUUGGGAGCUGAGCGGGUGUGUGUGUGUGCCUGUGAAGGGUGAGGUGCAUCAUGUCGUGGAGCUCGGGCUUUUGAAGGUCAUGAAUUCGAAUUAGACGCUUGAGAAGCACUGGAUACAUCGUGCAGCAUCUUGACAUUCUAUCAUACACGACUUGAAGUUUUCUCUGAAAAGGGCACUGAAUUUCAAUUGAGAUUCCUUAGCUGGAGCUGGAAACUGAUGAAGCUACUAUGCUUCUUUUCUUCUUCGAGGUUGGGGCGAUGCAGCGUAUUCUACCACUCGCUUAUCAGUGGAAACAUACAAUACGUGCUCUAGCAUUUUUAUUUCCCAUGCAGAAGAAAUCUAUUGACAGAAUAACUAAAAGUACCGGCUGGUGAUUCCUUACCAUUUUUACGAAUCGAGCGUCUUCACGGAGUUAUUCAAGGACGAAAAUAUUAUCAAACGGGAAAUAAUUUUGCGUUUCCCAAAGCCAGACACUAUGGGAGGAUGCUGCCAAAAGCAGGUUCGUGAGCAUGUGGAGACUUCGAAACAGUCUGCUGUGGUGCCGUCUUGGGCAUCAUCGCCAGCAUACGAAGACGAAGGUACAAGAAAAGUAAAAUUGGUCGGAGACGUCACUUGUCCAUACACACAACGCGUGCGCAUCGCACUUCUGGAGAAGGGCGUACCAGUGGAAGCCUCCUUGGUGAUGCCAGAUGAUCUUAGAGGUUGCAAGGGAGAGGAUUUGGGCACUAUUAGUCCAGAUGGAAAGUUCCCAGUUUUUCAGCAUGGAGAUCGCAAAAUUACAGGCUCCGUUGACUCAAUUUUGGCUUAUGUCGAAGAAAACUUUGAGAAUUCCCUACUUCCAAACGGGCUAGAGAAAGAAGUAGCACAGUGGGUUUCUUACAUUCGAGAUCACUUCAGUAAUGUUAUUGAGGAUGCAUUACACAACGGGGAUCCAUAUGCACAGGACUCCUUAGAGGCAAGGUUGAAUGAAUCAUUGGCACAUUUAGAUAGUGGGCUAGAGUUACAUCACAAAGAGGGCAAACAUUUUCUGGGCUCUAAGUUCACACUUGUGGAUGUCUACCUCAUACCCUUUCUCUCUUUGAUGGAUCUUAUUACAUACAUCCGAGGCUUUGCGAUAAAUCCUUCUUACUCGAGAUUGUGUGCAUACAAGUCUGCCAUGUGCACUUUUAAAUGCUAUAAGCCUGUGCAAGUGGGAACCGAGCUGUCGAAAACAAUCUUGGUUAAAUCCUCAAUAGAGAAACCUUCUCAACCGAUGGUCUGCAUGACUCUUUUGCAACAUAAGAGUAUACUCCGGCAUUUGGAUGCCUUUGUCAAGCUUGUGAAGGAACUUGAUAGUAUUAACAGGAAAACCUCACUGGAUUCCGUGCAAAGGACCAUCUUCGGAACGCGAUUGAAGGAGGUUCCCAAAUUGUAUGGACGUCUGCUGGAGCUCCUGCAAGAGCAUGCCCAGAUGGAGGAAAGAAUUAUAUUCCCAGCGCUCGAAACGGCUGACCAAGCGCUCACUGAAUCUGCAAUAAAAGAUCAUGCCCGAGACUUGCCUGUGAUGAAUGGAAUUCGGGAGGAUAUCAAAGGUAUUAUGAGCUUGAGACAGGGCAACUUCGACCAUCGGGAAGCACUGUCUGCCCUUGCUCGUCGUGUGGAAGCCUUUGAGGUCCAUGCGAAGGAACACUUCCAGGGAGAAGAAAAGGAGCAACUUCCACUUCUAGAGGCGGCUGGAUUCGCGACCAACAAGCAGCAGGCGAUGUUAGGGCAGUCUUUCCUGGUUAUGGAGGUCUCCCACUCCAGAUUGUUACCCUACUUACUUGAAGCGCUGAAGCCCCAUGAAGUUCAUCAAUACUUGGGUAUCAUGAAGUCUUCAACCUCAGAUACAGAAAAUUGUUGUACACUACCAAAAAUUGCGCAGGCUUUGAAUAACGAUGAGUUUGAAUACGUCCGGAAGGUGGCUCUAGACAGAAUUCCAUCGCUUGGUCCGCUGCAGCACACGAAGCUCCAAUAUCGACCCAGUAUGGCCCGAGGGUGAUCUGGCUGUGCCUUCAGUUUGGAUGUGUGAAAUUUUUGACCUGCACUAAACCUCAGAGCUUGAUAUCACUUUAGGUCACGAAGCCGUCCUUUACAUUGCUCUAAGCUUCGUCCUUUACAUUGCUCUUUAGGUACAGCAGAAAUGGGUACUUCGUAGCCCUGUCUAGGAAGUUGCGUUGACUUGACCAAUGUGGCCAAUAUCCAACCCUCCAUGUAUUUUAAUUGGGAAGAGUCAAAUAUAGUGGUCUCAUGUACAUUCUGAGCAGGAUACUAGCAGCUGGGUCAUUGCUUCAGUGUUAAGCCAAAUUAAGGAUGGUUUGAAGAUACUCUGAGGGCCCGACUUGUUUGAUUGAAGACAUGACAAAAAAGGUGCAGGAGCCUUACAGCACGCGAUCCUUACGGUUGUACAAUAUGUUGGGUUUCUUGACUAAGCAACUCCCUCUGAAGAAGGAAACAAAGCAGAUGGAAGUGGGAGUUUGUUUGUUCUAAUUAACGAGCUUGAAGAGGUUUGUGAAUAUGUUGAAUGGAUCUAGCAAUUUUAGGAUGUGCCUUUACGACUGCUAGAGUUUUGCAGAGUAACCCUCUGGCAGGGUCCAUAGAGGAAAUAAAUCUGAUACAUACUGCCUAGAAGGCUACGUUGUUAGCACGUUGUUCGAGUAACCCAGAUGCUUGUGUUAGCUGCUUCAUUUUUACUGGUUUCGACAUUUUAAUUUGUAAAUUCCUGUCAGUGAUGAAUGCAAGGAUCUACGUGCAUUUGCAGCA
Messenger RNA from Physcomitrium patens, 3175 nucleotides. NCBI's taxonomy places the organism in Eukaryota, Viridiplantae, Streptophyta, Bryopsida, Funariales, Funariaceae. The record is from RefSeq and is a predicted model, not a curated record.